Messenger RNA from Selaginella moellendorffii, 3163 nucleotides. Its product is annotated as pentatricopeptide repeat-containing protein At3g24000, mitochondrial-like. The record is from RefSeq and is a predicted model, not a curated record. Gene Ontology annotation, molecular function: protein binding; zinc ion binding; RNA binding. NCBI's taxonomy places the organism in Eukaryota, Viridiplantae, Streptophyta, Lycopodiopsida, Selaginellales, Selaginellaceae. The transcript has a single exon. Gene Ontology annotation, biological process: RNA modification. The coding region runs from base 41 to 3064 and encodes 1007 amino acids.
UUAGGGUUCUUGGAGCUUGGUGCGAGGGGCGCCUGGCUCCAUGCUCUUGCGGCGCGCUCUUCUCAGGCGAUACAGGACGAUUCCCAGCUUGCGCGAGGUAGGAGGUGUGAGGAGGAAGAAUGCCGCUGGGCGGCGCAAUCAGGGUGCGUCAGGGCAGCAGGACCCGAUCGGGGUCUACGAUCAGCUCCGCGGGGAUGGAAUCAUGCCCAGCAAUGCCGUGAUUCUUGCGGCGUUGAAGGCGUGUACCAGCGCCAGGGAUUUGGCCACAGGGAUCAGGAUCUUGGGCGAGAUUCUGGAAGAGCACGGCAGCGAUGGGAAUGGAGAAGAGAAGAAAGGCUUGCACAUCUUUGUGGCCAACACGGUGCUAGACAUGUUCGCCAAGUGCGGUAGUCUGGAUCGCGCUCGUGAGUUCUUCGAGAAGAUGCCGAAUCGCACAGUCUCGUCGUGGAACACGAUGAUUAUGGGAUUUGUCCAGGCCGAUCAAGGGGAGUUGGCUCUCGAGUUCUUCGCCGAGAUGCAAGAGAAAGGCUUCGUUCCGGACCCUCGGACGUUCGUUGCGGCUUUGAAAGCCUGCACAAGCCUGGCUCUCAAGGAGCAAGCCAAGCAGGUGGAUGGAAAUCUCGUCAAGGUGGAAAGUUUGAAGAGAGGAGCGGCUUUACACUCCGAGCUCGCCAGCCGAGGCCACGAAACCAACAUCUACGUUUCAAGCACACUGGUGGACAUGUACUCCAAGUGUGGCAGCAUGGUCCAGACGAAGAGGGUCUUCGAUCGAAUGCAAAGGCACGACGUUGUGUCAUGGAACGCGAUCAUCACCGGGUACGCACAAUCUGGAGAUGCCAAUGAGGCUUUUAAUCUCUUCUCUGCCAUGCAGGAAAGAGGCUUCCAGCCCGACGCGAGAACUUUUGUCGCUGCGCUCAACGCAUGCUCGACCUUAGCAGCGGCGGAUCCGAGAACAAAGCUACGAGAGAUUUGCCUGGAGAGAGGCCGAGCCAUCCACGCUCAGCUCUCGAGUAGCGGAUACGAGCAUGACAUCUUUGUCGCCAACACGCUGCUGGACAUGUAUGCCAAGUGUGGCAGCGUUCGUGAGGCAAGGAGAGUAUUCGACUGCAUGGAAAAGCGGGACUUGGUGACUUGGAACUCGAUUAUCAUGGGAUACGCAGCUUGUGGAGAUGGAGAGACUGCUCUCCGGCUCUUCACUAGGAUGCAAGACCAAGCAGGACUGGUGCCCGACUCAAGAACUUUUGUAGCUGCCAUCAACGCUUGCACGGCUAUAGCAGCCAGAGAAGAUGCCACGGAAGUGGGAGGAAGGCAUGUCAAGGCAGAGAGUUUAGAAAGAGCCCGGAGAAUCCACUCGCAGGUUUCGAAGAGCAGCUGCGAACUGGAUAUGUUCGUCGCGAGCAGCCUCGUCGACAUGUAUGCGAAGUGUCGAAGCAUGGAAGAUGCGGGCAAGGUUUUCAACAGGAUGCCUCGACACGACUUAGUUUCCUGGACAGCAAUGAUCUGGGGGCAUGCUGAGAGUGGAGAUGGCGACUUUGCUCUCUCCUCGUUUGCUCGAAUGCAAGAGGAAGGCUUUGUUCCCGACGGGAGAACUUACGUCACGGCAGUGAACGCUUGCACGAGUCUAGCGGCCAAGGAAACUGGCAAGCAGGUUGACGGAAGAAUAGUAAAAGCUGAGAGUUUGAAGAAGGGACUGGAGAUCCACACCCAACUUCGCAAAGCUGGCUAUGAAUCCGACAUGAUCGUCGCCAACAAUCUUCUCGACAUGUACGUGAAGUGCGGAAGCGUGCCCGAUGCUCGGCAGCUGUUUGAGAGGAUGAAGCUCCGAGACGUUGUUUCGUGGACGACGAUGAUUUGGGGGUGUGCUCAGAGUGGAGAGGCCGACUUGGCUCUCCAGUACUACGCUCGCAUCCGAGAGGAGAAGCUGGUUCCAGUUACGCCUCCAAUCUUCGUAGCAGCGCUCAAGGCCUGUGGAAGAUUGCCCGACUUGGAGGCCGGGAAGAACGUCCACGACGAGAUUCGCAAGGCCGGCCUCGAGAACGAUCGGCUCGUGGUGAAUUCUCUCGUGGCUUUCUACGGGAGGUGUGGAAGCAUGGUGGAAGCACAGCAAGUUUUCGACGCUUCCACGGCAAGAGACUUGGUAACUUGGAGCACUCUCAUGGCCGGAUACAGCCACCAAUGCGACGCAAAGCAGGCUUUUGAGCUGUUCGAGAGGAUGCGAAGGGAAAACGUGAGGCCGGACACGAUCACUUUCGUCCACCUCCUAUCACUCUGCAGCCAUGCCGGCCUGGUCGACGAAGGCAAGCUCUACUUUGAGAUGAUGAGCCGGGAGUUCUCGAUAGCUCCGCUGCUGGAACACUACACCUGCAUGGUGGAUCUCCUGGGUCGAGCCAAUCAGCUGGAGAAGGCCGUGGAGAUGCUGGAGACGAUGCCUUUCAAGCCGGACACGACGGUGUGGAUGUCCGUGCUCGCCGCGAGCCGGAAGUGGAGCAACGUGAGAGUUGGGAGGCUUGCUUUCGACUCGGUGGUGAGCCUGGACGACAAAGACGCUGGAGCCUACUCGCUCAUGGCAAGCAUCUACGCGAGCGCGGGGAUGUGGGAGGAGAGUGGCGAGAUCCGGAGCUUGAGAAGGGCUGCUCGAGCUUGGAAGAAGCCGGGGCAAAGCUGGUGGAUCGAUGGAGCUGGGACAGUGCACAGGUUCUCGGCGGGAGACUCGAGCCAUCCUCAGGCGGAAGAGAUCUCCGCGAGGCUCAAAGCAGUGACUUUGAGGAUGAAGGAGGAGGGGGGAUACGUUCCAGACACGAAGAGCGUCGUGCACGACAUAUCCGAGGAGGAGAAAGAGUCGGCAUUGUGUGGACACAGCGAGAGGCUCGCCAUAGCUUGCGCGCUUGUCAACUCGGUGGCCGGGACGGACAUAAGGAUCUCUAAGAAUCUCCGGGUUUGCGAGGAUUGUCACAGGGCGACGGCUGUGAUCUCCAAGCUGGAGCGACGGACCAUCGUGUGUAGAGACUCGAGUCGGUUUCAUGUGUUUAGAGAUGGAGCGUGCUCCUGUGGAGAAUUUUGGUAAAGAGCUUAGGCGAUAAAAAUAUUUUUGAAACAUCCAUGUACAUCGUCAAACAGUAGAUUUUGUUAGAGCAGUGCACUGAAUGGAUGAGUUCUCCAUUAA